Messenger RNA from Sardina pilchardus (European sardine), 2289 nucleotides. It is a transcript of the gene tmem144a, whose product is annotated as transmembrane protein 144a. Gene Ontology annotation, biological process: carbohydrate transmembrane transport. The record is from RefSeq and is a predicted model, not a curated record. The coding region runs from base 196 to 1428 and encodes 410 amino acids. The transcript is spliced from 12 exons. Gene Ontology annotation, molecular function: carbohydrate transmembrane transporter activity. Gene Ontology annotation, cellular component: membrane. NCBI's taxonomy places the organism in Eukaryota, Metazoa, Chordata, Actinopteri, Clupeiformes, Clupeidae.
GGAAGUGCAGGGUUGGGUUUUCUUUUACGAUUAUGUUUACUACCCUCCCACAUUGUAGGUUGUAAUUGUAAAUACUGAAUGGGGACUUUAGAAAGGUGCAAGGAAGCAGUAGCCUUUAGUAUACUGAAAUGUGUGGUAGGGGAAAGUAGCCCAACGACGGAGUAGCCUAGUCAACUCUUACCCCACUGCCAAAACAUGAUGGAUCUUCGCGCGGUUCUCCUUUCUCUGUCCACUGUGCUGUGCAUGACAGUCGCAGCAGAUCAAAUGAACAGUGAUGGACACUCAGAGCUACCGGCUGCCGAGCUGUCAUAUUCGUUAAUUGGUGAAACCAAUGGCACUAAUGGGACAGAUGGCACAGAAAUGACUUACGGUUUCAUCUCGUGUGCUGUGGCCGUGGUGUUCUACGGAAGCAACUUCGUCCCUGUGAAGAAGAUAGACACUGGCGAUGGAAUGUUUUUUCAGUGGAUCCUAUGUGUUUCUAUAUGGAUAGUGGCUCUGGUCGUAAAUUUAAUACUACACUGCCCCAAAUUCUGGCCCCUGGCAAUGCUUGGUGGAUUUAUCUGGGCCACAGGAAAUAUAACAGUGGUGCCCAUAGUGAAGACUGUUGGUUUAGGGAUGGGAAUUCUCAUCUGGAACUCCUUCAACCUGAUCAUGGGCUGGGCCAGUUCAAGGUUUGGUUGGUUUGGCAUCAAAGCAGAAGUGGUAGGAAACUCUGCAUUGAACUACGGUGGAGCUGCGUUGUGCUUUCUUAGUGCCCUUGUGUUUUUCUUUGUGAAGAGUGAUAUCCAGAGUCUUCGAAGAGCAGAGGAGACACCUUUACUCAUAGAUAAUGUAUGUCCCAUGAGGGAUUUGAGCUCCAUCAAAAAAUAUACUUUAAAUCAAGAUGAUGUGGCUACGUCUACUUCAGAUGAUUCCUGGGUGGAUAGACUCGGACCAAAGACUAAAAGACUUGUAGGCUCUUGUAUGUCUGUUUUUGCUGGUGUCCUAUACGGUUGUUCCUUUGUCCCAGUGCUCUACAUGAAAGCCCAUGCAGACGAUCCAAACAGUCAGUUCCAUGGAGCCAGUAAAUUUGAUCUGGACUAUGUUUUUGCUCAGUUUAGUGGGAUCUUGCUCACCAGCACUGUUUACUUCCUCAUCUACUGUGCAGCAAAGAAGAACAAACCCAUAGUGUUCCCCAAAGCCAUACUACCAGGGUUUGCCUCAGGGAUUAUGUGGGGAAUAGCGACAUGUAGCUGGUUCUUGGCUAAUCACUAUCUGAGUCCUGUGAUCAGCUUCCCUAUUAUCACAGCGGUCCCAGGUCUUAUUGCAGCUGCAUGGGGAGUCCUGCUUUUUAAGGAGGUGAAGGGUUUACGGAAUUUACUGACACUUGGGCUAGCCUUCUGCUUGGUGGUAGCAGGCUCAUUGUUGACGGCCUUUUCCAAGGCCUAGUCAAAUAUCACCACAAGGGAGCAAAGAAUUUAAAAAAAGAAUCCAGGGUUUACUGUUUUUAUUUUCUGUAAAACUGAUAUGUGAUUUAAGAUGUUUACAUUAACAUUAGACAGGAUACUGUCUAUUUCUUUAUCAUUUAUUCAUGUAUGUGCUCUUUUGCCAAAUUUUUCAUUUGACAGAAGAAAUUUAACCUCAAUCCACAUUUCCUUUUCCACUAAAUAUAGUGUCUGACUUUUUACACACUUUCCACAGAUGAAUCACAAAAAACAAUGUGUUUGAAAUUAUAAACCUUAAAGGUGCUGUAGGCAAGAUGUUUUUGAUCAUAUUCACUGAAAUUGACAGUAUGCUCGGACAGAACAGCAUAAAUCUGCUAGUUUUGUUCUUUAAACGCUGCGCUUCUACCUCCACCUAGACCCUCUUAGAUGUUUUGCAAAAAUCCACCGCUCCCAGUUCUUCUGGUCCAAUAAGGGCAGGACUGUAUGAUCAUUGGAAGAUCUGACUGUCAAUCACUGUUUGUGCACUGUGACGAACAAGCACAAACUCGAUGGGAGGGUGCUCGGUAGUGGGAGAGGUGGCUUAGAGUUGUAUACAUUCAAAAUGUUGGGUAAAUCCCCUCAAUCUGCCAGACUUACCAACUGCAGCUUUAACUUUGGAUAUAAAAGGGUUUUUGUUAGUCGUACAUGAGUUUGUGGUAAAUACAAUUUUAUAUGUAGCCUAUUUGUGGGGCAUAAACUUGAUUAAGGGCACGUGUGAUGAUCAGUGUGAUCUAUUUUCUAUCUAUUUUCUAUUUAAAUGUAAAAAUUGUCUUAUUGAAUUAAAGAAUGAAUACAUGUCUUUUGAAUUAAAAUAUAUUUAGUGUGA